This is a messenger RNA of Argiope bruennichi, 1177 nucleotides long. It is a transcript of the gene Hsc20, whose product is annotated as iron-sulfur cluster co-chaperone protein HscB-like. The transcript has 2 exons. NCBI's taxonomy places the organism in Eukaryota, Metazoa, Arthropoda, Arachnida, Araneae, Araneidae. Gene Ontology annotation, molecular function: protein-folding chaperone binding; ATPase activator activity. Gene Ontology annotation, biological process: [2Fe-2S] cluster assembly; protein complex oligomerization. Gene Ontology annotation, cellular component: mitochondrion. The coding region runs from base 157 to 1002 and encodes 281 amino acids. The record is from RefSeq and is a predicted model, not a curated record.
AUAGCACAGAGGCGUGGUAAUUUGUUUAUUUUUAUUUGUUGCAUUUCAAGUGUUUUUUGAGCUAUGUAAAACGAGAUUAAAAUAGCCAAACAUUCAGUUCUAAUCAGCUGGAGAUCGAAGUCACGUUGAUCUCUUAAUAACGCGGUGAUAACUGAAAUGAAUACUGCUUUUAAAAGAUGGGGAAGUAAGUUUGUAGUAACGAAAGUUCAGCAGUUUUGGAAAAGAUCAUUUCAAGAGCGCAAAGUUUUAAAAUACACCAAAUGUCAUGCUAUCUAUUCAGGUUAUGAUUAUGAUGUAGCGAUUCUCAGAAACACAUUUUCUAAUACCAAGUACUUACAAUCACCUGUAUAUUCUAUUUAUUUUUCCAGUAGACAGGCUGUUCGAUUAUUAAGUAUAUCGAAAAAUCGAUGUUGGAAUUGCAAUGCUGUUGUUACAGAACGUGAUUUGGUAUGCAUGUCUUGCGGCAGUGUGCAAGAACCAAGACAAAAUCUCAAUUAUUUUGAAAUUUUCAAAGAAACUCCUCACUUUGACAUAGAUACAAGAAAUUUAACGGUUAAAUUUAGGCGUUUGCAGAAUCUCUUGCAUCCUGAUAAAAUUGCUUCUAGACCUGAAAAAGAAAGGGCUUAUUCUGCAGAACAAUCAGCUCUAGUCAAUAAAGCGUAUCAAACAUUGCUCCGUCCAAUAGAUAGAGGACUUUAUCUCUUAGAACUUCAUUCAAAGCCUUUAUCAGAAGAUGAAAUUCAGCUUCCAUCUGACUUCUUGGCUAAUAUAAUGGAAGUAAAUGAAGUGUUAGAUGAAUGCAAUUCUGCUGAUAUUUUAGAAUCCAUUCGCCAUGUUAAUGAUGCCAAACUUCAAAUUCUCUUUUCUGAUGUAUCUUUAGCAUUUAAAGAGAAAAACAUUGAUAAAGCUAGAGAAUCGCUUUGCAAAUUGAAAUAUUACAUUAAUAUAGAUGAAAAAAUUAGAGAACUUGAAGAGGAGCUUGGAGUAAGCAGAGAUGAUUAAUUAAGUCACCUUUCUAAAGAUAAGCAAGUACUUUUUUCUUUAUAUAAAAUUAUUAAUAAGCUGGAUAUAGAACUAGAAUAUUCUUCUUAUUGUAUUGAGAAGAAUUACCAUAACUUUCUAUCAUUCCAAUGUUCAAAAUGCUCAUAUGUGCAAUAAAAGGUAUUUCUCCUGCCAA